Molecule: messenger RNA, 516 nt
Organism: Schistosoma curassoni
Lineage: Eukaryota; Metazoa; Platyhelminthes; Trematoda; Strigeidida; Schistosomatidae
Source: the annotation of a GenBank genome assembly
AUGGCUGCAAGGUACCGAGAUGUUGGUACGAAAGUAUACAUUGGUGACCUCCCUAGAGAGGCAUCUGAACGAGAACUAGAACGCAUAUUCCGGGAGUACGGAAGGUUGCGUAACGUAUGGGUUGCGAGAAACCCACCUGGUUUUGCUUUUGUUGAAUUCGAAGAUGCUGCAGAUGCCAGUGAUGCGGUGCGUGAACUCGACGGAACAGUCAUGUGUGGUGUCCGCGCCCGUGUUGAACUGAGCACUGGAAAGUCGCGACAGAAGCCGUGGGUACGUGGAGGUGGUGGUGCUCGUAAUGGUGGAGGACGUGACAAUGGAGUUGGUUCUCGCCGUAUGAAACCGUUUGACCCAACAGAUCGGUGUUACGAGUGUGGAGAACGCGGACAUUAUGCCUACGAUUGUCGUCGUCGGAGUGGUGGGCCGGGUGGUCCAAAUGGACGCAGCAGGCCUGAAGGCCGAAGAAGGUCGAGAUCUGUGUCAAACCAUAGAAGUUUCUCCCGAAGUCGCAGUCGUUAA